Molecule: messenger RNA, 2029 nt
Organism: Eupeodes corollae
Lineage: Eukaryota; Metazoa; Arthropoda; Insecta; Diptera; Syrphidae
Product: hornerin-like
Exons: 2
Coding region: 252-1574 (440 amino acids)
Source: RefSeq, a predicted model, not a curated record
GUGGGAAUUUUCGGUGCAAAUUAAUAUGCAACUCACCUAAAAUAAUGAGCAGUUAAGUUCACGGAUUAAUAUUUAUUGUUUCAAAUUUAUAUUUUUGCGGUCAGAAAUCCGUUAAAUUAAAUGUUUCAUCAAAGAUUAAGGUAGGUAUAUGGUUUAUAUAUUUUCAUAUAAAAGCAUUUUGACCAAUUCAACAAACCAACAGUGUUAAAAGUUUUAAAAUUCUCAAAACAAUUAUAAGAACUCUCAGUAACAUGAAAAUUCUUAUUUAUUUUUCGGCAUAUUUAACCUUGGUUGUUGCUGGUGGACGAGGGUAUCUACCUAAAGGUGGUGCUGUCAAUCAUGGACACAGCUUAGGAAAUACCCAUGGUGGAAAUUCCUUUGGAGUUGUUCCACAAUCAAAGGGAGUAAUUAGUAAUGCUGGAUAUGGUAAUGCAGCUUCCUUCGGACCUUCUUCCUCUCAUGACAGUGGAUUUAGUACAGGACACUCUCAAGGGGUUACGCCCAGUCUUUCUACUGGAUUUGCAGGGAACGGUUGGAACGCAGGACACUCGGGGGUUUCCCAAGGGCUUAAUGGAGGUUUCUCGUCUGGUUUUGGAGGUCAUUCUCAUGGUGCAUCAAACUCAUUAUAUUCCAGUUCUUCUCUUGGUCUAACUGGCGGUUCUUCGUUUGGUGAACAUCCAGGUUUCAGUCAAGGAAUUGAGAGCUCUUCAGCUGACAUUGGAUUUUCCUCACAUGGAAGUGGUGUUUCUCAAAGUCUUAUCGCUGGCUCAUCACAUGGGAACGGAUGGAGUACAGGUCAAUCAAGUUUGUCGCAAGGAAUCUCUUCUCCUAAAUUAUCUUCCAAGGGAAGCGGUUGGAACACAGGAUACUCGGGUUUAUCUCGAGGUUCAAUAAGUCAAGGGCUUAACACAGCAUUUAAAAGACAGAACUCUGGCCAUUCUAAGAUUUCUCAUAGAUUAAAUGGAGGUUCUUCAUUUGGUGGGCAAUCAACAAGUUUCACUCAAGGUCCUAUUAGGGGACCAUCAUCUGGCUUUGGACUGUCUUCACAUCAUGGAAGUGGAUCGACUGCAUUGAAUGUUGGUGUUUCUCAAGGACUUAUCGAAGGCUCACCACAUGGCAGAGCUGAUUCGGGAAUUUCGUAUGGAAUUAAUAGUUCUUCUUAUGGUCAAGGUCAUGGAUCUGGUUCUAAGAAUGUUUUUGCAAAGAAUUAUAGACCCAGUAAAGUUUUGAACAGUGUUCCCCACGGAGGAAGUUCUUCUUACCCAGUUGAAGUUGCAGCUACAAGUUAUGGCCUAGGUCAUACAACUGGAAGAAUUUCGUCACCAAUAUCAGGUGCUGUGUCCUUCAAUUCAGGUCAUGGAGGUAGCUUUGGAGGUGUUAGUGGAUCAUCUCGUUACGAAUAUUACGGAAACUCUGCUGCAGCUGGUUUUGGAAAUGCAAUGCCAGCAGGUGGGGUUCAUCAUGGGGGCAGUUCUUCUCACGUAAUAAGCAAUAGACGAUAUGCUAGUGAUUCACUUGGUGGGUCUUGGGCUGUUACUAAACCACAAUUCAGUUGGUCGAAGAGCAGUUGGUAAGAAUAUUUUAAGAAACAGAAUUCUUAGUUCUCUCAGAUACAAUUGUUUCCCAACUCUGGUUAAAUUAAAUUUGAAUUUUCUAACAAAGAAAUUUUUUAAUUAUGUCAACCUAUUGUUUUAAGUGAAACAUAAUAAAGUUGCUUAUUACAUUAAUGUUUAUUUCUUUUUCUUAGAGAAUUUCUUAAUGAUGUGAAAAAAGAUAAUAAGUGAAUAUUAUAAAUAAAUGUAUGUUUGCGAAAUAUUUCGUUUAUAUACCUUAUCUAUACGGAAUAGAAGAAGACUGUGUUUAGUAAGCGAAAGUUUAAAAAUGAUAUUAAUUAUUGUUUAUGUAUUUUUUAACUUAAGCAAGGCGUGACAAACAGUUUAUUUAAAUAGGGUUAAAUAAACUCAUGCAAUAUGAGGAAUACUGCUCUUAUGACUGUUGCUUAACUUAUACUUAAGUGAGAAGGGGUCAA